Hippoglossus stenolepis (Pacific halibut) is the source of this 1521-nucleotide messenger RNA. RefSeq names its product SUZ RNA binding domain containing 1 (gene szrd1). The record is from RefSeq and is a predicted model, not a curated record. The coding region runs from base 104 to 574 and encodes 156 amino acids. The transcript is spliced from 4 exons. NCBI's taxonomy places the organism in Eukaryota, Metazoa, Chordata, Actinopteri, Pleuronectiformes, Pleuronectidae.
UCGCUGCGAGCAGGAGCAGCCCGGGAGGAGUGAGGGGGACUCGGGAGGAGUCAGGGGGGAACGGCCGCCUCUUCCACCACAGCGUGUCUGAGCAAAAUGAAACAUGGAUGAGGAGGUCGCAGAAAGUUGGGAGGAAGCGGCGGACAGUGGGGAAAUGGAAAAACGGUUGGAAGAGAAGAUCAGGAUCAACCAGAAAGAAAGGGAGUCCAGUAACAAUUCUCCGCCAAAGACAACCAUGAUGAUACAGGACGACUCUCUACCAGCGGGGCCCCCACCUCAGAUACGCAUUUUGAAGCGGCCGACGAAUAACGGGGCACUGGGAUCCCCCUUGAAUCAGAACAGACCUACACCGCAGGUCAAGUCUCUGGCUCAGCGAGAGGCGGAGUACGCAGAGGCAAGGAAGAGAAUCCUGGGCAGCGCCUGCCCAGAGGAGACGCCUCAAGACAAGCCCAACACUGACAGGCCAGGACGCAAUAACUCUACAAUGCCUUUAGAGGACACCCGAUCAACCAAUCACACUGUCCGACAGCCAGCCGGUCCAGACGGCACCCAUGGCUUCCGACAGCACAGAUAAGUGGGCCUCAGCCAUCGAGAGGAGAGAGUUCAGGGGCCUCCUGCGAGCAAAGACACAUUGUAUUCUUAAACUUCCUUCAGUUCUAUGAUAUCAGAGGAGCAGUGAAUUACAGAGGGGCACUGCUGCUCCACUCCUCCCACCAGCAGUCGUGUGGAACUGCCAGGGAGCGAGGAACUCCAGGACGAAGUCAAACAUGCUCUUUUCUCUCUCCCAAUCCCGUCUGUUUGACACUGUGAUUAUGGACAUAUUCUGGACUCACUGUGAUGAUCCCUUUAAGAGACGCCUCUCACCUCCAUCUCGCUCCUCCUUCAGUGCCCGGCGGCUCCUUCUCAGGAUGCCUGCAAGGCAGAAGCAAAGACUUUACAGGAGACGUGAUGGGCCAUAGCAAAAUGAGAUGAGCUGGUGCUUGUGCAGCAGCUUCUCCCCAGCAAUAAUACCACACAUCCCAUCUCAAACUAUUCAUGGUUUUUAGUUUUUCAGAUGUUGGUUCACAUUUAUUUUUUAUCUUUUUAAGGAUGACCAAGUGCAGAUUAAAGUAUUUAAUUAUUAUUCACCACAAAAACAGCAAUUAUGAAGAAUUUUUAAAAUAAACAGGAGUAGCUGCAGUUUGUAUUGAAUAGACAUAUAGAUAUAGAUAGCAUUCAAAGUUUCGCAAUUUGUGUUAAAAUGAUUGUAAAAUGCCACAUUUAGGUUUUUACACAGUUUGAAUGCAGACUCCAGGGCUGCAGCUUGUGGUGUCAGAUCUCCCACAGUGAACUCACCCCGAAUGCUGAGUAUUUAAUUGCUACCUAUUCAGUAACUGAGCUGUUAGCAUUAUCAGUGCACCCCUUAAUGUGUAUAUUGCCAUUUGUUUUUAAAAAACUGAGUGUAAGGGUCAUGUGUGUCUAGUUGUAUGUCUGACAUGUUAUGUUUACGGUUUUUGUUUUUUAAUUAAGCUUUACAGCUGU